GCGAGAGAGCAGCAACAGAGCGGAUGAAAGAACGAGAAUCAUUCUUGGAUGGACAGUGGUAUCGUGGUAGAGUGCGGUCUCAGUCUAGAAAGGGUAGACUGGAAGCGACGAAGAGGAGAGAGGUGCGGUGAGAAAGAGAGAGCGGGCGCGUGUGGCAAGGUCGGUGUGGCGUGCGGUGAAGUUUACGGGCUUUAUUAAAGUGCAGUCGGCCGGGUUGAAAAAAACAAUCGACGGACAUAAUACGGCGCCCCGUGAAGUCCGAUGUCUAGUGCUGAGGUGGUGGAGAGCUCCGUUGACCCCCCAGCCAAGAAGCGACGCGUUGCUGCCACUACGGGAGGAGGCGACGACUCGACGACGAUCGCAGACAUGGCGAAAAAUGGCUCGACGUCCCGGGCUCCCGCCGAAAUCGAUGAGGGUCUUUACUCCAGGCAGCUUUAUGUCCUCGGCCAUGACGCUAUGCGUCGCAUGGCAUCAUCAGAUGUUCUGAUAUCCGGUCUCGGUGGUCUCGGCGUUGAAAUCGCCAAGAACGUCAUCCUCGGCGGCGUCAAAUCCGUUACCUUACACGAUGACGCGCUAUGCCAGAUCUCGGACCUUGGUUCGCAGUUCUAUCUCAAAGAAGCAGACAUAGAUAAAAACAGAGCUGCUGCUUGUUGUCAGCGCUUGUCCGAGCUCAAUAAUUAUGUCCCUACCCGCCAUUAUUCUGGACCUUUAACAGAUUCUUACAUCAAGAAGUUCAAGGUUGUUGUUCUGACUGAAACCCCAUUAAAAGAGCAAUUACGCAUCUCUGAAAUUACUCAUGCAAAUGACAUAGCACUUAUUAUAGCAGAUACCAGAGGUCUUUUCUCUCAAGUGUUCUGUGACUUUGGGGAAUCAUUUGCAGUAGUUGAUACCAAUGGUGAACCACCUGUAAGUGCAAUGGUUGCCAGUAUCUCUCAAGAUAUUGAAGGUGUUGUCACAUGUUUGGAUGACACACGUCACGGCAUGGAAGAUGGUGACUACGUCACAUUUUCUGAAGUACAAGGGAUGACAGAGUUAAAUGGUUGUGAACCAAUAAAAAUUAAAGUUCUUGGCCCAUAUACUUUCAGUAUUGGAGAUACAUCUAAAUAUUCUGAAUACAUACGCGGUGGCAUAGUAACAGAAGUGAAGAUGCCAAAGACCCUACGUUUUUCUUCUUUGACAGAGGCUUUAAAGGAUUCCAAGUUUCAAAUCACAGAUUUCGGAAAAUUAAACUAUCCGGAGCAGAUGCAUUUUGCUUUUUCAGUGUUGCACCGUUACGUAGAAACAAAAGGGAAACUACCCAAACCAUGGAAUCAAGAAGAUGCAAAUGAAUUUUUGUCUCUUGCUAAAGCAAUGAAAGAAGAAACAGGCAGUGAAAUUGAGAUUAAUGUAGAAUUGCUUGAAAUAUUUGCAAAGAUAUCUUCUGGUAAUUUGAAUCCAAUGAAUGCUACUAUUGGUGGAAUCGUAGCUCAAGAAGUUAUGAAGGCCUGUUCUGGGAAAUUCCAUCCUAUAUAUCAGUGGUUGUAUUUUGAUGCUAUUGAAUGUUUGCCCGUAGAUCGUUCUGAACUCACAGAAGAAGAUUGCGCCCCCACCGGAUCACGUUACGAUUCACAAGUCGCCGUUUUCGGUCGUAAAUUUCAGUCAAAGAUUGGAGGCUUAAAAUAUUUUGUUGUAGGAGCAGGAGCCAUUGGUUGCGAAUUGCUCAAAAACUUUGCAAUGUUAGGUGUUGGUGCUCAGAAUGGUAGUGUCACAAUCACUGACAUGGAUUUAAUUGAAAAAUCUAAUUUGAAUAGACAAUUUCUAUUCAGACCAUCCGAUGUCCAACAAUCUAAAUCGUCAACAGCAGCUAGAGUUAUAAGAGGCAUGAAUCCAGAUAUGAAAGUAAUUGCUCAUGAAAAUAGAGUUUGUCCAGAAACGGAAAAGAUAUACAACGAUGACUUCUUUGAGGUUCUAGAUGGAGUUGCAAAUGCUCUAGAUAACGUUAAUGCUCGUAUUUAUAUGGACCGCCGUUGCGUAUACUAUAGAAAACCUCUUUUAGAGUCUGGUACCUUAGGUACAAAAGGCAAUACUCAAGUUGUUGUUCCAUUCUUAACUGAAUCUUAUAGCUCCUCUCAAGAUCCACCGGAAAAGAGUAUACCAAUUUGCACAUUAAAAAAUUUCCCCAAUGCCAUAGAACAUACUCUACAAUGGGCUAGAGAUAAUUUCGAAGGUUUAUUCCGUCAGGCUGCGGAAAAUGCCGCUCAAUAUAUAUCUGAUCCACAAUUUGUAGACAGAACGCUAAAACUGCCUGGGGUACAACCUCUAGAAGUAUUAGAAUUUGUUAAAACGGCAUUGAUCGAUGAAAGACCAAAAACUUUCGCAGAUUGUAUCGCAUGGGCUCGUUGCCAUUGGCAAGAACAAUAUAGCAAUCAGAUUAGACAACUUCUAUUCAACUUUCCUCCUGAUCAAGUAACAUCCAGUGGCCAACCAUUCUGGUCUGGUCCUAAACGGUGUCCCGAUCCGCUCACAUUCAACGUUAACGAUCCAUUGCAUUUAGAUUAUAUUGUAGCUGCUGCUAACUUGAAAGCAAAAGUCUACAGUAUUCCUAUAAAUAGAAACCGGGAAGAAAUCGCUAGGAUCGCGGCUACCGUGAAAGUACCAGAAUUUACGCCGAAGUCUGGAGUGAAGAUCGCCGAGACGGACUCACAGGUUCAAGUAUCCAAUGGCAGCGGAAAUAUCGACCAUGAGAGACUUAAUCAAUUACAAGAAGAACUGCCAAAGGUUGAGGAACUUAAUGGUCUAGUAAUUCAUCCGCAAGAAUUCGAGAAGGAUGACGAUACUAAUUUCCACAUAGACUUUAUCGUGGCUGCCUCAAAUCUCCGUGCUACUAACUAUAAAAUUCCACCUGCCGAUAGGCAUAAGAGUAAACUCAUCGCUGGUAAAAUCAUACCAGCAAUCGCUACCACCACUUCGGUAGUGGCUGGUCUGGUAUGUCUCGAAUUGAUCAAGUUAACUCGUGGCGUCAGAGAUUUGGCUAUCUACAAGAAUGGAUUUGUCAAUCUGGCUCUACCAUUCUUUGGGUUUUCCGAACCUAUUGCUGCGCCAAAACUGAAAUACUACGACACAGAAUGGACUCUGUGGGACCGGUUCGAAGUAAAGGGAGAACUAACGCUCAAAGAAUUUUUAGAUUACUUCAAAGAACAUCACAAUCUGGAGGUCACUAUGUUGUCGCAGGGUGUCUGUAUGCUUUAUUCGUUCUUCAUGGCUAAACCUAAAUGCCAGGAACGCAUGGGCCUUCUGAUGUCGGAGGUAGUGAAAAAGGUAUCAAAGAAGAAGCUAGAACCCCAUGUACGCGCAUUGGUAUUCGAACUCUGCUGUAAUGAUUCUGAUGGUAACGACGUGGAAGUCCCAUAUGUUCGUUACACCUUGCCCUGAAGCUUGUUGGAAUCACUGGAUAAAGACAUGUCUACUUAACUGACUUAGCCGUAGUAAUUUCUACAAAUUUCUAUUUUACAAUAUGGUACAGGAGAAUAUUAAUCUUUGUCUAUAUAAGGCUCUCAAAGUAAAGAUUCAUUUCUAUCGCCAAUGCUUUGUAGCAUUUAUAGGAAGCGAGCGCGGGAUCCACUGAGUUUAUCUUACUAUGAUCUCCCUUUUGCUGAAAAUCAAUUUUAAAGCUAUUAACUGUUUCUUUGUUAUCACCCCUGUGAUCCUUUAAUUCGUUUGAUACUCAUAAAUUCGUUGCUAAUAUGUUUCUUUUGCCUCCCGGCCAGCUAUGUUUCUCGAAUAAAAAAAAAAGAAAUAAUAUUAAAUAAUUCAAACUGUCGAUAAAAAGAUAAGCGGGUAAAAAUUUGUACAAGUGAAUCUGCGCUAUACUGUUUCUGAGAUGAAAAAAAAAGAAAAUAAGAUAAUAAAGCUACUAAAGAAUUUAAGUCCAUGUUGGAUCAUAAGGGAAUUGUCAUGGUAAGAAUUUUCUUAGGGCUCACCCUUCACAACUUUAUGUAUAGAAUCGAAUGUAAAUUACUGGAUGAUAACUCAAUGAUCCUUAGACGAAUAACGCUAGCACAGUUAAUAUAGACCAUAGAUAAACGUGAAAAUAAUGAGCGCAAAUAUAUCUUGCCUCCGUCGAAUUUUCGUUUUUUUUUUCUAUUUACAGUUACUUUGUAUUGUCAGGCGCGUGUAAGCAAAAGAGACAAAAAAAAUCACGAAUUUUUUCACUCCAUUUUUGCCUCUUGUUGUCAGACUUGAUACUUUAAGACUUUAUAUAAUCGAUACGUUAUCAAUAAAUUUAAUUUGUCCGCUUUAUUUUUCGAACACCGAAUGAUCUAUUGGCUAAGGCUGGUUGUUGUUACAAAGAAUACUGCAUUUAAAUUUGUAAGAACACGAUUUUGAAAAAGCUUCGAAAAAAGAGUUGCACACUUUAGACCAAGGAAUAAAAAAUAAAAAAAAGGAAGAUAUUUUGUUAAUUUUAGGAUAAUGCGGAUAUUUAUUGUAUUAUUUUAUCAAUAGAUAAUAAAUAGAUGUGUUUGGAUUUCAAGAGACAUGAGAAAUAUAGUAACAAAAAAUACGAU
Messenger RNA from Colletes gigas, 4544 nucleotides. It is a transcript of the gene Uba1, whose product is annotated as ubiquitin-like modifier-activating enzyme 1. Lineage: Eukaryota; Metazoa; Arthropoda; Insecta; Hymenoptera; Colletidae. Gene Ontology annotation, biological process: protein sumoylation. The record is from RefSeq and is a predicted model, not a curated record. The transcript is spliced from 2 exons. Gene Ontology annotation, cellular component: cytoplasm; SUMO activating enzyme complex. Bases 262 to 3411 code for a protein of 1049 amino acids. Gene Ontology annotation, molecular function: SUMO activating enzyme activity.